AUAUUUUUUGUUGAUUUAUUUUUCUUAAUUUUACAGCAUAAAAAUCCCUUUUCCAUGGAGUGUAAUCGGAGUCAAACCAUCGAAGAAAUCGACGAGAGCAUCAACAACAAUACCGCCGUCAUCGUCAAUGAACAACGCCAUCGAAGAACGCCGAGUUUCUCCGCUUCUGACGCCACCGUGAUGGACCGCAACCAACCAAUGAAAGAGGAGGAAUCGACGGAUACGGAGUUCAACCGGACUCUGGUUCAAGUCGCCCGAACCCCCAAACGCAAGUCAAAGGACCGUCACACGAAAGUCGAAGGCCGCGGACGGAGGAUCCGUAUGCCCGCCACUUGUGCCGCUAGGAUUUUUCAGCUCACCAGAGAACUGGGUCACAAGUCCGACGGCGAAACCAUUAGGUGGCUAUUAGAACACGCCGAACCAGCUAUAAUUGAAGCUACGGGCACCGGGACGGUCCCCGCCAUUGCUGUUUCGGUCAAUGGAACUCUCAAGAUACCCACUUCAUCGACGAAACAACAAGUAGACGGCGAGUUGCAGAGAAAACGUAGGAAAAGACCGGCAAACAGUGAGUUCAUCGAUGUUAACGAGUAUCAAAGUUCAGUUCCUUCAGGAUUAACACCUAUUACUCCAAUGACUUACAACAAUAGUUUCAAUUUGAACUCACAAGGGUUGGUUCCUAUAUGGUCUAUCCCCGCAGCUGCUGGUCCGAACCAGGCACAAUUGUGGGCGAUUCCAGCGACCGCAACGCCGUUUUUCAACGUUGCGGGUCGACCGGUAUCGAGCUUUCUGUCUGCUACGCAACAAGAGGUGCUGGAUUCGGGCGUGGGGUCGAUGGGUUCAAGUGUUGUGCCCACUUGUACUAGUUCAUGUGCUACAAGUGUUGUUGGGGUUAGCAAUGGCGAUAACAAUAGUUGUACUACACAGAUGCUUAGAGAAUUUUCUUUGGAGAUUCUUGAUAAGAGAGAGCUUCAGUUGCUGGGUCGUCCUGCAAAUCAACAAACGCCAUGUUCGGAGCAUUGUAGUCAAAGAACAGGUUAAUGAGUUUGCCUUGUAGUCAAAGAACAUGUUAAGUUUCUUGAUUUUGGUGAUACAGAGCUAGAGUUGUUUAGGAUUUUGAGGGUUUUGUUCCUGAAGUGCAAAAAAACAUGUUGCCAGUA
This is a messenger RNA of Hibiscus syriacus, 1157 nucleotides long. RefSeq names its product transcription factor TCP19-like. The transcript has a single exon. Gene Ontology annotation, molecular function: DNA-binding transcription factor activity; sequence-specific DNA binding. Gene Ontology annotation, cellular component: nucleus. The record is from RefSeq and is a predicted model, not a curated record. Lineage: Eukaryota; Viridiplantae; Streptophyta; Magnoliopsida; Malvales; Malvaceae. The coding region runs from base 55 to 1038 and encodes 327 amino acids.